Messenger RNA from Athalia rosae (coleseed sawfly), 3787 nucleotides. It is a transcript of the gene Mtp, whose product is annotated as microsomal triacylglycerol transfer protein. Bases 773 to 3460 code for a protein of 895 amino acids. Gene Ontology annotation, biological process: lipoprotein metabolic process; lipid transport. Gene Ontology annotation, molecular function: lipid binding. Gene Ontology annotation, cellular component: endoplasmic reticulum; basolateral plasma membrane; Golgi apparatus. NCBI's taxonomy places the organism in Eukaryota, Metazoa, Arthropoda, Insecta, Hymenoptera, Athaliidae. The transcript has 6 exons. The record is from RefSeq and is a predicted model, not a curated record.
AUUGAUUGUAGCCCAUGAGAGUACGGUUUAUAAAUCGAAUGAAAUAAUUGAUUAUAUAGUACAAGGAGAUAUAUCAGCGGCAACAAAAUAUCGGAGAACUCUAUUCAGUGCAACAGCUGCAACAUACUCCAUAAAUGUAAAUAACACCACGUGCAUUUAAGUUUUUUCUUUUCUUUUUUCGUCGUCGUGUACGCGUAAAAGUACAGCUGAACUUACGUAUAACGCGUCCAGCGAUAAAAGAAAUUCAGUUAUAAAUCAGUGAGAAUUUUAGUAACAUUACAUUAUCAAUAUAUGGCGAGUAAGGAAGUCAUGGGGUCAUUUUAGGGUCAAAAGCCACCGAUGAAGAUAAGCCGAUUUCCCGUUGACGCAUCGCAACGUUCUUUCGAAGAUAUUCGAUCCAUUUAUACCAUCGAGUUUAGUGGUCAUCGACUAUCGAAUAAAGAAGACACAACUAUCAUCCGGUUUGCACCAGAGCUACGCUGCAAAUUGUAAUAACUGCUUCUCUUCUUCGGAACGUCUCCAGUUGCCCACGCUGACCUCCUCGUGUCGAGUAAAAAUAUUAGUGGCCAUCAUUCGUCAAAGAAACACACUAGGAAAACGAUAUUAGUAGGACAGACUGAGGAGUAACUUUAUAUUAAACGAAGUGAAGGAGGCUAGGAAGGAUACCCGGCGUAACGUGAAUAUCCUAAGAGAGAACACAUUUGUGCAGAUUCGCGGAGGAUCUUGUCAUACGGAAUCGAAACGGAGAGGAUUUAUUCGCGAAGGGAAUAAAAUGGUUCGAUCGGGAAGGCCGUUGGCCAUCACCGUCACCCUGGUCUACCUCUUGGCGCUCUUCGGUUCCUACUGCCGGAUGGCUCCAGCCGUAGCUGGUGCGGCCAGAGGAUGGACGCUGGGCAGCGGAUUGAAGUACAAAUUGACCACGACCCUUUUAUUCAAAGAAGCGGGCCCUCCGAGGGCCGGUGGUGACGUCGGUUUUCAACUGACCGGGGAAUUGGCCGUCACAGCGGUGUGGAAGGACCCUAACGACGCCGGCACCCUAUUGCUCAAGGUCGAGCUACUAUCGCCCCAGCUAUGGAUAAAGUCUCGAAAAGCCCCGGAACCCGAAGGUUUCAUCGAGCAUUCGUCACGUUUGGACGAUAUCUCGUCGAAGCCGGCCCUCGUACUCUGGCAGAAGGGCGAACUGAGCACCCUUUAUCUGGAUCCAUCGGACGACCCGUCUACCGCAAAUUUGAAACGCGGUCUGGUCAGUCUUUUUCAAUACCGAACAAUGGACGGUGAUUAUCACGAACGCGACGCAUCGGGGCUCUGCAACGUCACCUACGUGUCGGACGGUCCCCACAGUUUUGCGAAGGUGAAGAAAUUUUGCGAAAACAACUCGUUGCCCCCUAAGAAGCAACAUUCCAGUCCGGUAUUCGGCGUGAACGUCGACAGUCUUCGGAGAGCGGACUACGAACUGAUCUCCGGUCUUUUGCCGAAAAGUGUAAUCAACGAGGAGAGACACGAGAUGAGUCUCACCGCUAAACCGGAAGCCAGCACGGCGGUGAAUUCUCAACAGAUCCUGGAACUGAUUCCCGGGAAACUGGACGCCGCGCCGGUAGCCGCGGAUACCGUCGGGGAAGCCGUCGUUCUUUUGGAACCCGGUUUCAGAGAAGCCUCGAUAAGUCUUCAAGCAGAAACUCCCAGCUGUCCGGACGCCGGCUGCGCCACGCUCGACCAACUUCUGGAGCAGAAUCGCGCGGCUCUGGAGGAUUCGGCCCUUGGCACGGCGAAAUCCGCGCUGGCCUUCCUCAAACUUUUACCUCUAGUCAGAGAGGCCUCGCUCGAGGAUCUCGCAAAGUUAUUGAAAAGUCCACGUUACGGGGAAAUACGUUCGCAACUCUACGACGUCGUUGGAUCGGCGGCUACGCCGACGACGCACAAGGCGGCUAUGAAGUCCUUGAGGCAGGACGAAAAUGGCGACGACACGGAGAGGUACCUGUGGGCGUUAUCUAUGGCGCCUGUACCGCAUCCGGACGUCGCGAAGGACGUCCUCAAACGUUCCGAAGAAACGCAGGCGAACGAGAGACUCGCCGAAACUUUCGCCCUGACGGCGGCCGCCCUCGCUAGACAACUGGGUUCCUCGGCGGUGGUUAAAAACGCCCGAGUCAGUUUGGAGACCGGGCUGGAGACCUGUUCGGGGGAGGAAUGUAAAUUGCGCUUUCUCAGAGCGCUGAGAAACCUGCGAAGCAAAGCCGCGAUACCGAAGCUAUUGGAGUACGCGGUGAACGGAACCAAGGCAACGAGCGUUGCCGCGUGGCGGGCCCUCGGUAAUUUACGACGCGAUCAUCUCACGAGGGAAGUCAGAACGGCGGCGAAGAAGAUUUUCUUCCAAAUCGGAGGACCCAAAAGAGACAGCAGCGCGAGAACCCUCGCCCUGGACAUAAUACUCGAAACCAAACCGAGCACGGAAGAACUUCAGCAUCUCGUCGAAUACCUCGCCCAUCCGGAUCCGGCGUACGAGGUGCGUAGGUACCUCAGCCAGCGUUUGGAUCAGUUGGCGGAAAAGGACGAGAUCUUCGCGAGCAAUUUGAAGGCAGCCGCGAGGGCUGUGGCGAAGAAAAUCAACAACUACCACGUCGCCGCUCAGAAGGGAUUGAGCACGGCGUUCACCAGAUCGUUCCUCCAAUCCCCCGGUAGCAACGGAUCUCUGGUAACCAUCCAAGAAGUGCACUCCGGGCUCCUGAAGAGGGGCAUUGUGGACGUCGUAUUGGAGACCGGUCCGUAUUCCGAGCAGCUAUUCUCUCUGGGAUUGUUCGCCGGCGGUCUGGGCAGUUUCGUCUCGUCGUCGGACAACGACGUUGGCGAUUCACCGGCGGAGGACGAAGUAGCCACCGCGGGGAUGGAAAUCGCUCUGUUGGGCGUAGGAGUUCGUCCCUUCGUAUUUUUCUCCGGGCAAGGGGAACUCAUGGGUCACGUUUGGUCCGGUACAGCGUCCACGAGGACGUCGGCCUUCCAGACGCUCGCAGCCCUCCAUCACCACAAGGAAUCGAUUCCUUUGUCCUCCGGUUUCAUUGCCGAGAUCGACGCCGAGGGGGCGGUCAGUUUCGAUCUCGCCGGUCAGGUGCAGCUGAGUCUUUGGUCGAGGAACGCUCAGUCCCUCGUGGAAAUGGGGGCCGGGGUCGCGGUUCACGGGGCCUCCAGGGUCCUCUCGAACUUUGUCCGGAGCACGGCGGAGUUCACGCUCACCACCGAGCCGAAACUGGAACUUUCUACCGACCUUGAUUUUUCGGGUCCUAUAUCGCUUUGCAUGAGACUCACGCAGCCCCAAUCCACCGCCAGGCAUCACGUCUACAAGAUCGAAAGGAUACCGGGCAGUAGGCAUAAGUUGAGGAAAACAAGGAGAUCGCGGGUAUCGACGCCGGCAAAGUCUUAUCUCCUUAAUAGAAAAAAUAGUGAAAUGUGCUCCAAAGUGUUCGCCUAAAUGACUGAUAUCAGGUGAAUCGUAACACGAAGAUCGGGAUAUGAACGAUCGCAGUGUUUGGUUUUUUUUUUUCGUAUUUUCAAACUGUUGGAAAAAAUUGAGACGACGUCGAUGUAAUGUUAUAUUGUAAUAUUGUAUAAAGUCAAUAGCGAUCGGUCGGGGCGAGGAUUUGAGAGAAAAUCGGUAUCUAGAUCGGAUAUAUUUUAUAAUAAUAAUUAUUAUUAUUAUAUUAUUAUACGCGAGUACGUACGAUUUUGGUGAAACGUAUCUUCGUUGUAUUUUUGUACCAUAUAUAACUUAUGAUUAAUUAUGUUAAUUAAUUACGAA